Molecule: messenger RNA, 1119 nt
Organism: Culicoides brevitarsis
Lineage: Eukaryota; Metazoa; Arthropoda; Insecta; Diptera; Ceratopogonidae
Exons: 4
Coding region: 51-800 (249 amino acids)
Source: RefSeq, a predicted model, not a curated record
UUGUCGAUAAACCAUCGUUCUAACCACUUUUGUUCUUAAAUCACUCCGUUAUGACAAGAUUUUUCAUAUUUUCCGUUAUCGGACUGCUUUUAGCUGUUACCUCGGCGUCUCGUUUGGACAUUUUGGAGUCCGAGAGUGAGAGCAUGAGCGAAUCUGACGAAGUUUCGGAGGACAGCUAUCAGGAAAGUGAUGAGGAUUUGUCACCAGAUGACAUUAUUUUGCGCAAUUUGAAGGAAUUACUCCGAUAUGGGGAUCCAGAAUACGAUAUUCCGGUAUGGGCUCCUUUCGUUGAUGAGAUUGAAGAUGAGGACUUUGAUGGACCAAUUAAGGUAAUGUUAGAAGGUCUCGACGACUUUGACAAGGUUCAUACCGCACUUUACAUGGAGAGAAAUGCUGUCGAAUUCAAAUUAUUCUUUCCACAAUUAGACUUUAUGUAUUUAUGGACGUCGAAUGUUACGGAAGAUAGUUUUAUUGCCAUCAAAGCAAGUCAAAUAAACACAACUUUCGUUGGUACUAUUGAAUAUGAACCUCAGUCAAAGUGCGUUCGCUUAUUGGACAUCAAUGUUGAUUUGGAUUACGAUUUAAUUGAUUACGACAUCAUCAAACGUGGUGACGUUCCAACCAAUGCCGAAGAUGCAUUAAUUCAAGCUCUUACGUUCUUCCGUGUGGAAGACAAAGAAGAAAUUUUGGAAACUGCUGAAGGAAUGAUUGAAGAGGAGAUCAAGGAAGUCUUUGAUAAACUUCAAUGUUGGACUUAUUCAGAGGAAAAACUUCUCGUUUCCAUCACGAACGACAUCUAAAAUACAUUUUCCAUACAAAUGGAGGCGCAUGGUACUUACCAAAAAAUUUUUAAAAAAUAUUGUUGAAUUUUUAGAUGAACAAAAUAACAUGAAAUUACCUGAAAAUCGCUAAAAAGCCAAAUCAUGUUUGUAAUUAUUAAUUACUAUUUUUAUCUCUUGCCGGCACAGCACGCAAUUUCCGACAUCUGUCCGGCAUCGAUUAUCGUUGCACAUGAAUGACUGCGAAAAUGAGUAGGUAUGUCAGACUUUUAAUUUAUUGAUUUAAACAAAAAAAGAAUAUCAAACAUGACCACAAUAGGUAUUUAUCGUCAUCAUCAUA